Messenger RNA from Durusdinium trenchii, 1515 nucleotides. The record is from the annotation of a GenBank genome assembly. Lineage: Eukaryota; Dinophyceae; Suessiales; Symbiodiniaceae.
AUGCUUGCUCUUGGGCCAUGUCGCGUGUGCCACACAAGUCGACCGGUCCACCCGUCAAACGCAGUCGCUCGCCGGGUGAGUGUGCUACGCUCCCCGGACGUGGCGUACGCACGGACGCCCUGGAGCACUUCGAUGGUGAUGCUGACGUGGGCGUUGAUGGCGCUGAGACCCUGGCGUCGCGUUGGCGCUCUACGCGGCGUGCACAUGGGCCACGUCGUGUCCCAAAUCGCUCCCUGCUUCGCGCUGUCCGGUGCUUUGCAGAGCUCCAGCGUGCUAUUUCUGCUGCUACUUUUGGGGCGAUCAGUAGAGCAGCGUUUGGGAGGGCCCUUCUUUUUGACCACCUAUCUUUUGGGACUCUUGCUGGCAUCGAUUGCGACCUUAAACCUUUGCCCAUGCAACGCCUUUGUGGUGGCAACCGGUGCCCUCCUCAGCCUUUUCGUGGUCACGGCGCGGAUCCUAGAGAUCACCGCCGUGAAGCACGCGGAGCCCUUGCCAGGAUGCAGCAGCAUCACCUUCUGGACCAAUCGUUGGAGGCUGCUUCUAUCGCUGGGCAUUUUCCAGUUUUUCUUGGUGAACCUCUUCUCUUGGCGCUCCUGGCAUCAGUUGCUCCUUGCUGCAGCCUCUGCUCUGGGACCCUAUGUGGUUUGGAAGCGAUUCGUGGAUGAUGGGAGGUCCAAGCUGGAUCUGAAGAAAGGCGGUGACCAGAUCCUCGACACUGUGGAAGGUUGGCUGGGGGCCCAGGAGAGCCAACUGGACGCCGCCCUGAAGGUAGCAGACACUGCUGCGGACCUCACUGGCAAGGAACAGGAGUCGAAGGGCUUCUUGGGCGCCAUGACGGACGGUCUGGGCGCCUGGCGGCAGCUCCGGCAAGGCGCCCGGCAGCGCUUGGACGAAGGCCUCGAUGCACUGGCCAGUGAAGAAGAUGAGAAUCCCCCAGUCACCGGCACUCUGUCGCUCACCACACUCAUGCUGGCUUUGACCUUGCUGGAUGUCGCUCACACGAAGGCUGGCAGAGUGCUGGGUGGCUUCCUUUGGCCUGACCUGCCGUCUUUGAGCUGUGGGAUCUUCUUGCUUCUGCUGCUGGGUCGAGCCAUUGAAUCGCGUCUCGGUCCCAGCACUUUGCUGCUCGCAUAUCUCUUCAGUUCAUCAGCUGUUCUUCUGCUGUGCAGAACAGCCCCUCUGGGCCUCGCGCCUGCCGCGGGGCUCGGUGCUUUGCUUCUACUGGGAUUGAGCCCCCGCUGGAAACGACCGAAGGUGAAAAGUCUUGGCACUCGAGGGAUAGAGGUACUGGUGCUGUGCUACUUCAUGGCUGUUUGGGCCGUGCACUACUUUCCCAACACCGUGCAGCUGAACUCCCUGCGCAGCCCGAGACUUCCGGCCUGGUCUGCUGCACUGGCCGCUGCUGCGCUGGGCGCGCUGGGCGCUGCCCUCACCGCGCAGCUACUGCGAAGCCUGGGGAGUCGACUGCAAGAGUGGCGCAGCCGUGCCAUGCGCAGGCGGCGAGCCAAGCAGUGA